AUGGGCUCCUCUGCAGAUCUUGAGCUCCGCAUGCUCCGCUUGGGAUCGAGCUGCACGAACUUUGCCGGGUGCACAGGUCCGGCUGUGGGUUUCGCAUGGUUUCGCUGGGAGCUGUGCGGUGUGCGGCGCCGUGGUAUUGGUAUGCCCGAGCUCACUGAGCUGCCAUGGGCUUCGGCUGCUCUUGUUUUAGGCCAUCCUUCGGGCUCUAAGACGCCGUGUUGGUCGCAAGGAACGCUGGUGGCUUUCUUGACGGACGAUGAAUGCCAUGUGGUCGACAUGCAAGCUGCGAUUGAGAAGACCUCGGAGCCUUCCCUUGUCAAGAAGUACAAGCGACCAACGCAGGCAAAAGCGCCAAAAGCACAAAUUAAGAGGUCGCGGACAGAGCCCAAGGAGCCCAGCCAGUUGGAGAGUUUUCUCGAGCACCGGAAGGACUUCUUCAUAGCCGCAGCAUGGUCGCCCUUGGGCCACAGGGGUUCCCUGUUGGCGGUUCUUGAUUCUGGAGGAAGACUAUGUGUCCUCGCGCCCUGCGACAAUUCUGGCUUUUCUGAGAGUGAUGGACCUCUGGACCUCGAAGAAAGUGCUCUAGUUGACCUGAGUGAAGACUUCCUUGAAGCGACGGGAGCAGAAUCUCGGGCUGCUGUUCUUGACCUAUGCUUCUGGCCCUCCCCUUUGUGCAUUGGCAAGCAGGAAGUCGCUGAAGCUGCUGCUCUCCUCUGUGCUUGUAGAGGCUCGUCCCUGGUGAUUUGGAAGCUCGGUCCAAGGUUUGCGGAGAAUUGCAAAAGCGGCAAAGGCUCUCGGCUGAAGCACAUUGCUCUUGAGCCAUCAGUGGAGAUCACGGCCGUUGCCGCAUCCUCUAUCUGGCAAGCUUCGGACGGGAGCUUGCUUAGUCUGUUGGCCAUUGCCAGCAGCAAGGGGCAGGUUCAUGUCAAAAAGGUCACCGUGCAUGGCGAUGGCUCCUUGUCCAUCGCUCCUCUCUGCAAGACUCCUGUUCUUGAAGUGGUCAACGCGCCCUUCUGUGUUGGGCGUGUUGGGCAAAUCGCCCUUCUGACCGAUGCAUGGGAAGAAGUCGAGGUGUACCUUGCAGUGGGGCAUGGAGUUCUUGUCUCUGCUGCUGUGGUACACUGCAACAAGGAUGGGGAUCUGAAAGGUGUCUCAGCAUAUGCGGCCAGUACACCGUGCCACGCGAUCCCAGUAGUGUCUGUCUUGUGCGCGGCAGCUGGCAUUCUGAACUCUGCCCACGACUCAGGUUACUCCAACUCUUGGCGUGCAGACGUUCUCUCUAUGGAUUCCUCUGGGCACGCUGUUCUCUGGCAGCUUCCGAGCAAGAGAAGCGGAACGCUGAGUCCUGGCAGGCUUUGCAGCCUCGUUCCCGGCAGCUGGCAGAACUGGCUGACGGCAGUGGAGCAGAAGGCUCUGCGACUGGACGCACGUAUGGUGAGGGCUGCAGCGCGAGAGCGAGAGGCACGCAAAGGGAGCUCCCUGUUCUGUGGUCUUGCUAUGUCACCUUCUCACUGCAUGCUGGCGCUGCAGUCCAUCACCGUGUCCGAAAGGACAACGCAGCAGCGAACAGCAAGCGCGCUGUUAGUUACUCCGGUGGGAAGCCCGCUGCAUUCCUUCAAUUCCAUGCUGAGAAGUCUGGUUCAGGCACUGCAUCAGAGUCAGCUUUCCUUCUUCUAUUGUAGCCUUUGGGAUGUCGCGGAGUCCUGGCAAAUACAGACGCAGAGAAAAUGCACGGACCUUGACCUUGUUUUCAAAUCUCCAAAAGCAAGCUCAAACAGCUCGGACUUGAUGGAACUGUGCCUCGAGCAGAUCUGGGACUUAGCUGACAUCUUCGAAAAGGUAGCAGCAGCAUCAGAGCAAAAAGCAGACGCGGAGAUGACAUCUUUGCUGGACAGGACAUCCGCGGCCAGCCUUCACAAAAAAGCUCUGAAAGGCUUUGUAUCGAAGAGCCUUGCAGAGCGCCGGCCGCUUUCCGAUGGGACCGAGACACAGCGCCUCCUGGAUCGGCUCAUGCACCUCGUUGUCAAAGACAGCAAAGGCAGCAAAGGCCUCAACAGCCACCGUGCCCUCGGGGAUGCGGGAGAUGUGGUCCGAUGCCAGGUGCAGAACGCCUGCCUCGAAUUUGCGCGGUUGGCCAUUACUUCACGUCGGAACGAGAGUCGGAUCGAGAAUCACAAGAAGGAAGGCGCGAAAGAGAAUGGGCAAAAUGCUGCCUGCCAUUCCCUGCGCUCGCUAAUGGAAGCAGCGACCCAAGAGUACUGGACAAGCAGGCUCGCCAAGCUAGCUAAACCUCAGACACCCUUGGGUCCGCCAACGAAUCUCCUUGCAUUUCUCUCCGACACAGACACCCAUCAGCAAAUGUUGCGUCGCAAAUGCAGGGUGUGUCAACAAGCAGCGCUCCCCCACCCAUGGCUCUUGGAGGUUUCUUGCGGUGCACAUGGACUACCGCUUUGCCAGGAAACCCUUCGUCCGCUCUUGAUGGAGCCUCAUGCUCUCUGUGGGUUUUGCGGGCGAUGCACGGAAGGGAGGAAUACUGUCUCGGGUCGCCUGGGCCUUUGCGCGUGGUGUGCUGCACCGACGUAA
This is a messenger RNA of Symbiodinium natans, 2583 nucleotides long. NCBI's taxonomy places the organism in Eukaryota, Dinophyceae, Suessiales, Symbiodiniaceae. The record is from the annotation of a GenBank genome assembly.